Molecule: messenger RNA, 567 nt
Organism: Nipponia nippon (crested ibis)
Lineage: Eukaryota; Metazoa; Chordata; Aves; Pelecaniformes; Threskiornithidae
Source: RefSeq, a predicted model, not a curated record
ACCGACGUCUUCAUCGCCAUGGAGCUGAUGGGCACCUGCGCCGAGAAGCUCAAGAAACGCAUCCAAGGUCCCAUCCCCGAGCGCAUCCUGGGGAAGAUGACGGUGGCGAUCGUGAAGGCCCUCUUCUACCUGAAGGAGAAGCACGGGGUGAUCCACCGCGACGUCAAACCCUCCAACAUCUUGUUGGACGAACGGGGUCAGGUCAAACUCUGCGACUUCGGCAUCAGCGGCCGCCUCGUCGACUCCAAGGCCAAGACCCGCAGCGCCGGGUGGGCCGCCCACACGGGGCCCGAGCGCAUCGACCCCCCCGACCCCACCAAGCCCGACUACGACAUCCGCGCCGACGUCUGGAGCCUCGGCAUCUCCCUGGUGGAGCUGGCCACGGGGCAGUUCCCCUACCAGAACUGCAAGACGGAUUUCGAGGUGCUGACGAAGGUGCUGCAGGAGGAUCCCCCGCUGCUGCCCCCCGCCAUGGGCUUCUCCGGGGACUUCCAGGCCUUCGUCAGGGACUGCCUCACCAAGGACCACAGGAAGAGACCAAAGUACAACAAGUUACUGGGCCCCUAG